Marasmius oreades (fairy-ring Marasmius) is the source of this 2373-nucleotide messenger RNA. RefSeq lists its product as uncharacterized. The transcript has 4 exons. NCBI's taxonomy places the organism in Eukaryota, Fungi, Basidiomycota, Agaricomycetes, Agaricales, Marasmiaceae. The record is from RefSeq and is a predicted model, not a curated record. The coding region runs from base 1 to 2373 and encodes 790 amino acids.
AUGGCUAGCUAUGACACUCUCAAUCCCAAUCACUCCACUCCCUCUCACCCAAAUUACUCUUCAACUGGGUACAACAACCCCGACUCUGGCACCAAUCCUUACGGGUCUGGAGAUCCCUACUAUAGCCAGUCCACUGGAUACAUUACACCACUCCCUUCGAAGAAGGGUACCAAUCCCUGGGUCAAGUUCGGCAUACCCAUCGGUAUACUCGUUGUCAUCGGUGCAAUUGUCGGUAUAGUCAUUGGUAUCAAAUCUCACAAUACAAACAAUUCUGGGAGUAAAUCUGCAGAAGAUGCCGCUACCUCAGCUGCAAGCGCAAAAUUAGCGCUCGGACGGUAUGCUACUGCUACCAAUAGCGAGUUUAUGGUUCCUAUAUACCCUUCUACGACAAACACUGCCGUUUUUACACAACCCACAUUCCGACAGUCGUCUAACAAGGCUAUCACAUGGCCUGAAGACCCUUUCAAACCAUCCAAUCCCAGUCCUCUUAACGUUCGAGCAGAUCGACCUCGUCUUAUGGCUCCUGCCUAUAUGUGGGAUGCACUUCCCGACUUGAUCAAGAGCGACCCGUACCUCAAGGGAUGGAACGAGACCAUCUUUUUGAAUGCCUCCAGCUGGCUCAACUUGGACCCCGUCAAAUAUGAUAUGGAUGGUCCCAGUGGUAUCUUGGACAAUGCGAGGGAGAUAAAGGCGAGGGUCAAAGCCUUUGCUUAUGUUUAUCGUGUAACUCGCGAUACGAAAUGGGUUGACCGUACCUGGUUGGAGAUUAAGAACGCUGCAGGGAAUGGUACCACAGCUUUCGGGCCCCAGGUGGAUAAAUGGAAUACCCCUCAUUUUCUCGAUGCUGCUGAGUUUGCUGCUGCUUAUGCCAUUGCCUAUGAUUGGCUUCACGACGUCUGGACGGACGAGCAGAAGUCGCAGAUGCGGUUCACACUCAACCAGUAUGCUCUUGCACCCGGCGUAGCUGCCUAUACCGAUCCUAAAGUCUCCUUCGGAUGGUGGAGAAACAACAUUUUUGGUAACUGGAACUGUGUUUGCAACGGAGGGUUGACCUUGGCGUCUCUGGCCAUUCUCGGGGAGGACGAGACUAACAAUGCUCAGACUUUGUUGAACCUCACAGUUGAAAAUGCGAAGCAGAACUGCGCAAUGGCCGUCACGACUGAUGGUACAUGGAAAGAAACAGCCAACUACUGGUACUUCGGAACAACAGGUCAUGCUGAGAUGACUUCCGCUUUGAUGACCGCCACUGGCUCGCAUUAUGGUUUGGCCGAUGCGAACCCCGACUAUUCGAAAACCGGGGACUACCACAUGUACGCAUAUGGCCCCACCUCACUGUUCGACUGGGGUGAUCACGGUCCCAACAAAUUCUCCUCCACUGCCAAUUCCAUGAUGUUGUAUGCCAAACUGUAUAAUCGACCCGAAUUCGCGCUCUUUCAGCGCGAACAACGUGAUGCCGCAGAGCCGUGGAGCAUGUUUUGGUAUGAUCCCCUUGUCAGCGGGGCUUACUGGGACAACCUACUUCUGGAUGCUUUCUUCAAUGACGACCUCGAUCAAUGGGUCUCGAUGAGGAGUAGCUGGACGGACCUCAAUGCACUUUUUGUCGCCAUGAAGGCAGGCACAAACCAAAAGCACGAAACUCAUAACGACCUAGACGUUGGCGAUUUCGUUCUCGAUGCGCUUGGUACGCGAUGGGCGGGUGAAUUCGGGUCAGCAGACUAUCGUGCCCCUGACUACUUCUCCAACGAUACCCAGUCAAGUGCGCGUUGGAUGUGGUAUCGCAAGAUGACUGAAGGUCAGAACACGAUGCUUGUCAACAAAGCGAAUCAGAAAGUCGAUGCUGCGCCGAAGCUGUUGAAACAGGCUUCAUCUGGGACUCGACAGGGGUCUAGCACUGUCUUCGAUGUUCCUGACGACUCGACAGCGUUUUGGUCUGCAGAUAUUACAUCUGCCUACUCUGACGUGACGUCUGCUAAACGUGGCGUUCGUAUGCUGAAUGGCAGGAAGCAGGUGCUUAUUCAGGACGAAAUCACAACGACGGCUGACAUCCAGUGGAGGAUGCACACCAAUGCAACUGUGACUGUAGACGGAAACUCAGCUACUCUGAACCGAGACGGAAAGACGAUGAUCAUGCAAAUUCUCAGUCCCCCAGAGGCGAAAUUCACGACAACAACACCGGCGGCUAGGUUCCCGACCGACCCUACUCCUCCUGUUCCUGACCAGGAGAACCCACAAAUCACGGUUGUUAUUAUUGAACUCGGGGCCGGAACACAGAACAUACAAGUGGUAUUUACUCCUCAGUGGGAAGGGAACGUGAAAUUUACGACGCCCCCUUCUGUGGAUUUGGACAACUGGUCGUUGGAAAGCCAUAAGUAG